Molecule: messenger RNA, 300 nt
Organism: Hyaloscypha bicolor E
Lineage: Eukaryota; Fungi; Ascomycota; Leotiomycetes; Helotiales; Hyaloscyphaceae
Product: Rhodanese-like protein
Exons: 1
Cellular component (GO): mitochondrion
Molecular function (GO): thiosulfate-cyanide sulfurtransferase activity
Source: RefSeq, a predicted model, not a curated record
AAUCCCUCUACGGACCGAAUUCUAAUCGACACCCGCGAGCCUUCGGAGCUGCAAGCAACCGGCACAAUCCCCGGCUCGAUCAACAUCCCAAUCACAUCAAAACCAGACGCCUUCUUUAUAAGUCCGGAAGAGUUUGAGGAUAGGAUGGGCUUUGAGAGGCCAGGAAAGGAGAAGGAGGUGGUCUUUUAUUGUAAGGCGGGGGUGAGGAGUCGGGCGGCCGCGGAGCUGGCGAGGCAGGCGGGGUGGGAGAGGGUGGGGGAGUAUUCAGGGAGUUGGUUAGAUUGGGAGAAGAGGGGUGGG